UUCAUUAAAAAAAGAGGGCAUAAUCCUCUUAGGUCACAAGGAGGUGGUGACAAUAUAGGCCUCUGCCUGGUACCUACUAAGUUUCUCCACAGAUGGGAGUUUCUGCCUCACCCUCCACCCCCCACCCCUGCCACACACAUACUCCUUGGAGACCCAGCCCUGCUGCUGUCACACAUUUCAGUGAUGUCACAGCUCCCCUCCCUGGGAGUUGCAGCACAGCCAUCCUGAUGCUCAGUCUGAGUGCUGGCUGAACUGAGAGGGGCAGAGCACAGAGAGUAUCUGGUACCAGUCUUGCUCUGUCUGUCUUUGAAGCCUCAGAGCCUCAGCAUGAGUCCAUCAGCAAAGAAGAGGCUCAAGAAUGGAGUGGUUUUGGAGGUUGGACUAAGGACUGGACCUAGAGGGGGCCUUACAAAGAGUAACUGGGGCAGGCGGAGGGAAAGGGAGAGGUGAAGGGUGAAGGGAGGUCGGAAGAGUUAGAAUGGUCUCCCCAUUUCUGCCCUCAAACCAAAGUGACAAAACUCCUAGUCUAGGGUUGGUCAAAUAAUGCUGAGGCAAGUGGAGAGGCAUCCGGAGGCGUUCGGCGGGAUUCUUCCUGUGAUAGCUUUCUCUCUCUCUCUCAGGUGCAAGAUAAAGAACCACGGGACAAGAUACAGCAGGCUGUCAACAAAGUAACUAAGCAGAACCAACUUAAAAUGGUAAGAUGCCCCAUCCUGGUCCAGCCGAGGAGAGCCUGAGCACCAAUGCAGUACUUACUGGCCCUGGGUGCCAGCCUGAGUGACCCAGAAGAAGUCACCGGGCUGAAUUGAGCCAAAGUGUGGGUGGGAGUGGAAGGCUGUCCCAGGAAAGCUGAAGCUUCUGUUUUCCUGGUUUCUUGACUCUGGCAGGUGUUAAAAAAUUUGUCGCUCUUGAGGCUACUCAAGAACUCGAACCCCCGGAUCAAAAAACUGUAUAAACUGGCCAACAUGUGUUGGAAUUCAUUGCUCAGAGCUCCGACAAUCCUCCUGAUCUCCUCUGGGAACAUCGCUCUCGGCAAUGGAGUGGACCAGAAUAAUGGAGAGCCCCAGCAGGCUAGGUGCUCUAAGAAGAAACUGGAAUCCAAGAAGUUAGAGUCGAAGCGCAAGGUGGGGGUGGGGAAGAGGAAGGAGGCCCAGCAGCCACGUGCAGCAGUGCCAGGGAGAAAACAGGUGGAACCUGAGAUCCCAAGGACAUUGAGGAGUCAUGGCCUGACCACCAGCCCUGGACCCCAGGGGAGGCAGCGACCCACUGAGUGUCCCCAUGUCAUCUUCCUGAAGACCCACCAGCAGAAAACUGCCAUGGGGUACAUGGAGCAGCUGGCAGCAGCUGACCAGUGGAUCUGGUUUGAGGGGCUGCCCACACGAGUCCACCUCCCGGGGCCCCGCGUGAUGUGCAGGGCAUCCACCCUGCGCUUCGUCAAGCGCUGCUGCACCCGUUUCUGCUCUGCAUCACUUGAGCUGCCGAUGUACCAUCCAUACAGGGUGUGAUGACGCCACUGCCAGGCAGGGUGAGAUGCACACCCCAAGCCAGGCCCAGAGCUGGGACCCGGAGUCGGAGGGCUUGGGAUCCGGAAUCUUGGGGGCUGUGGCUGGCAGGCCCCACUUCAUACCUAGAAAGGGAAACUCAGAGAGGCGGAAGCUGCUGACUGCGGCCAUUCAGCAGGGCAGUGGCUAGGUUGGAGCCUCCCAGAAUCCCACUAGGGGCUCUGGGAAAGGAAGGCACAUUGUGGGAAUGUGGGUGCUGAGGUGAGUCAUCCCACUGCUUGGAGGCCUCAGGAGUGGCCACAACGGCUAUGGUUCAGAAUCUCACAGAAAUCUGAGUGAGCACGUUUAGGAAUUUCUAAAUGUGGGGGGAGGGGAGUGGUCAAGUAGGGCCCUGCCACAUCCCAUCUCCUCUCAGACAAAAUCAACUCUCUAUUUGUUUUAUUUAUUCAUGCUUCAAAUAAGAUUUACUCUGAAAAAGUUCCUUAGCACGAAAAAUACUCCAGCCGCUCUAUGAGAGAAUUCAGGUCCCAAGAAAGGAAGGGGGUGAUGAGCUUGGGGGUCCAGACGAAACGGAGGCUUCUCCUUCACAAAACCCCUUACCUCCAACCUGCCAGACAUCGCAACGCCAGGCCCCUAAGCCCUCUCUCUGGACCACAGCGCCCCCUGGGGGCAGCCUUAGCUCCUAACACCGCGGUCUCUCAGCAGGUUAUGGCCUUGGAUGGGAGCCAGAGUGUGAGCGGAGGGCAGAGAUCAUGCAAACAUCUGAAUGGGAAGGAAGGCUGGACGGGAAAAUUCGCGAGUAUACGAAUAAAAUCACCCAUAUGGCACUGAAGAAUAUUACGGCCGGCUCUGCCUGUUUGUCUGGGUCGGGAAAGGCGGGAGGCAAAAGGCCCUAGCGGAGGUAGGGGGAGAGGGCAUCAGGGCUUCAGGCUUCUUCUACCCCGUCCCCAGGUCCUUAAGGUCUGUCUAGAACCCGGAACAAAGAAGCCAGCGAGCUGCACCCCUUCCCACCUCCGCGAACUGACCUCCUAAGUGGUGUACUCUAUGAAGUCAUAGAAAGGGAACACUUUUUGGGUGUUUCCUGGGUGCCAGAUGCCUCACAAUGGCCCUGCAAGCCAAGGAGACCAGGAAACCGCGGUGCCGAGACUGGAAGUACUUGCCCAGACUCACAUCGCUCGGAGCGGUGGAGCCAGGACUCUAAUCUGGGUCUCCUGGCUGCUCCCUAUUUCCUUUUCCGAAGAAAGGAAAAAUGCCCAAGGGAGCAUCCCGCUCGUCAUGCGCAUGUAUUACCCUAAUUAUCAUAGCCUCGGGUGUCAAUAAGUGGGUGUCGCUGGGCCCUGCCUGAGUCACUGAAAGCACCUGAUUACGGAAAGCACCAAGUCAGGUGGGAAGCUGGUACUGUGUCCCAACUGCUCCCACGUGACAUGGCUCAUCCAUCAGCCAACCCUCAGCCCUGAUACACCCAUCUGGUCGGGGUGGCCCUAUGGGCAGAAGCCACAGGGUCCUGAACAUGCAGUUGGGGAGAGGAAAGCCCAGGCUUUCUCUGGACGAAGACUAUAAUCCUCCUUAUUCCCCUAGAGGCAGGCUGAGUGGAGCGGGUGCCCUGGGGAAAGCAAUGAAAUCACCCAGGGAUGCAGAGCCUCCACCCCACCCCCGGAAGCCAUUGAUGGAGAGGUAUCCCCACAUUGGCAGAGGGAGA
Rhinolophus ferrumequinum (greater horseshoe bat) is the source of this 3198-nucleotide messenger RNA. RefSeq names its product TP53 target 5 (gene TP53TG5). The record is from RefSeq and is a predicted model, not a curated record. The transcript is spliced from 2 exons. NCBI's taxonomy places the organism in Eukaryota, Metazoa, Chordata, Mammalia, Chiroptera, Rhinolophidae. Bases 963 to 1502 code for a protein of 179 amino acids.